UGAGUCAUUUGCCAUUUUGGGUUAAACUUUACAAAUUUCUCAAAUUUGACGCUGCAAGAAAAGGAGUCUCCUUAUUUCGGUCGGGGUCGGGGUCGUCUUCUUCAAGAUUAGCGGGGAGAUUUUGAAGUAAAAAGGAAAACCGGAAGCAGAAUUUCAAGCAACACAGAGAAGUGGCCAAUGGGGUGGAUCGGAGAAACUAUGGAUUCCAUCAAAUCUCUUCAGAUUCGUCAGGUUCUCUCCCAGGCCGUCAGUCUCGGCAUGAUUGUAACAUCUGCCCUCAUAAUAUGGAAGGCAUUGAUGUGCAUUACUGGUAGCGAGUCUCCUGUUGUUGUUGUUCUUUCAGGGAGUAUGGAACCUGGAUUUAAGAGGGGGGAUAUCUUAUUCUUACACAUGAGUAAGGAUCCUAUCCGUGCAGGAGAGAUUGUUGUCUUUAAUGUCGAUGGUCGUGAAAUUCCAAUUGUUCAUCGUGUAAUUAAGGUUCAUGAGCGACCAGAUACAGGAGAAGUUGAUGUUCUUACCAAAGGUGAUAAUAACUAUGGGGAUGAUAGACUUUUAUAUGCUCAAGGUCAGCUUUGGCUUCAGCGCCAUCAUAUCAUGGGAAGGGCUGUUGGAUUUUUACCUUAUGUUGGCUGGGUGACUAUUAUUAUGACCGAGAAACCGAUUAUUAAGUAUAUUCUCAUUGGAGCGUUGGGGCUUCUUGUCAUAACUUCAAAGGACUAAGAGCAAACUUAAGUAGCAAAGGUUAGGUAAACGGAAAGAUCUCCACAAGUACUUUGUAUAUUGGAUAUCCGACUUUUCUUUUGUUAGCCCUUUAACUUCCCUUAGUUCUGUUUUUGUUUACCCAUACAUUAUCAAGUAUUUCUCAUGAAAAACUAGAACUAGAAUUGUAUCGAAAACUCGGUUCGGCUUUUACAUACUUUAUUGAUCUGAUGAGCAUAUAUGUCUUGCCACCUA
This is a messenger RNA of Cucumis sativus (cucumber), 954 nucleotides long. Its product is annotated as signal peptidase complex catalytic subunit SEC11A. Gene Ontology annotation, molecular function: serine-type endopeptidase activity. Lineage: Eukaryota; Viridiplantae; Streptophyta; Magnoliopsida; Cucurbitales; Cucurbitaceae. The coding region runs from base 178 to 720 and encodes 180 amino acids. The record is from RefSeq and is a predicted model, not a curated record. Gene Ontology annotation, cellular component: membrane; signal peptidase complex. The transcript is spliced from 8 exons.